This is a messenger RNA of Cokeromyces recurvatus, 564 nucleotides long. RefSeq names its product thioredoxin-like protein. The coding region runs from base 51 to 506 and encodes 151 amino acids. NCBI's taxonomy places the organism in Eukaryota, Fungi, Mucoromycota, Mucoromycetes, Mucorales, Mucoraceae. The record is from RefSeq and is a predicted model, not a curated record. The transcript is spliced from 4 exons.
UUUUUUUUUUCUUUUCUUUUAAUUUUGCUUUCUUAUAAUAAUUUUACAAAAUGAGUUUCCUUCGUACUGCUACUAGAUCAUCUGCAUUCCUUCGUCCCAUUAGAAACUUGCGUUCACCAACUACUUCUAUAUUUGCUCGUUGGAUUUCAACUGAAAUGAAAGAACGUUUAGAUAAGGACAUUAAAUCAAACGACGUAGUUUUGUUUAUGAAGGGUACACCUGAUGCUCCUAUGUGUGGUUUCAGUCGUGCAACUAUUCAGAUUAUGCAAGUUCAAGGUGUUGACUUCAAUACUAAAGUUACUGCAUUCAACGUUUUAGAAGAUCCUGAAUUAAGAGAAGCCAUCAAAGAAUACUCAGAGUGGCCUACAAUCCCUCAAGUUUAUAUUAAGGGAGAAUUUAUUGGUGGCUGUGAUAUUUUAUUGAACAUGCAUCAAUCUGGUGAUCUUGAAGAUUUAUUGGUAAAGAAUGAGAUUAUCCCCCCUGAGGAAGAGGAAGAAAAGAAAUAAUCUUAAAUACAAAUAAUAAAUACAAAUAAAAAAAUUGUAUACAUGAAUUUAUAUAUAC